This is a messenger RNA of Drosophila obscura, 471 nucleotides long. RefSeq lists its product as uncharacterized. Lineage: Eukaryota; Metazoa; Arthropoda; Insecta; Diptera; Drosophilidae. The transcript has 2 exons. The coding region runs from base 111 to 338 and encodes 75 amino acids. The record is from RefSeq and is a predicted model, not a curated record.
GCAGUCAGUCAGUCUCACAACUAUUCGGCAACUUAACCCGAUAACAUCGUUUGUUCUCCAAAAAUUAUAUUUUGAAUAUUUUAAAAAACAUUUCCCUGGACGACUUCAAGAUGCCUUUCCAGUGCAUAAUCCAGUGCGUCCACCAGGUAGCACACAAUCUAAUCUCGACACGUCCUGUGACAACCAUGACACGCGGGGGGUGCCGUGCUCCGAUCAAGAAUAGCACCUUCGCUAAUGUGAUCUUCUUUGCGGCUAUAUUCUCGCCCCUCUAUGUCUGCCUGCUGAAGGAUGCCUUCAUCUUGUUGAAGGACAUAACCAACAAGAUGACGCAAGAAUAGAUGCCAUGGAUGCAGUUGCGUCUCAAAAUAUAUAGGGUGGUCUCUGAAAGCUCCUUCAGAUUACUACAUACACAUGCAUACAUAAGUAUGUAGCUUAAAACACCGCUCAAUAAAUGUUUGUGUAGCAUCGUUA